ACAGUUUAUAUGACUUGUCCAUGGUUAUUUAAAAUUUAAUUAUUAUGUUUGGAUUAGCAGAAGCACGUGAAGUGACAAGUGAUUGAAGUUAACAAGUACUUCCCACACCAAAAUUGAAAUUUUUAUAGUGAUAGUAAAAUAGUUUAUUUCGGUACAUAUAACUCAGGCCCACCUUAUGCAAUGAACAUUAUUAAGAGAGUAACGAUUGCGUUCAGUACCUAUUUCGAACCUGAGUAGCAUAAUUAUGGGCGCUAAAGAUUCAAAACCGUGUUGUAUUAACUAUGAGGAAGCUGUAAAGCGAGUUAAUGAUGCUGAAUUGAAGAGAAUCAAGGAAGCUUUCAAACGAGUUUCUGCCAUAAAUGGUUACAUCACCAAAGACUCAUUUUUCAAAGAAGUUCUUGGUGAUGGCAUUCCAUCUCAGAUAUGUGAGCAAAUAUAUUCAGCGUGCGGGGGAACUCAGAAAGGGAUUGGCUUCAAAGAUUUGGUUUGUGGCCUGGUCCUGCUUACACGUGGGACGGAAGAUGAGAAACUGAAAUUUAUUUUUGGCCUUUAUGCAACUGAAGGAGGAAACUACAUUGUUCGUGAUGAAUUCUAUCAGAUGCUGGAAGAAUGUGAAAUUGGUUACAAUCGGGAGUUAGUUACCAGCCUGUUUACAGAGCAAAAAGAUAAUGUGUCAUUUGAAAGAUUCAGUGAAUUGAUAUUAGAGCAUCCAGAUGCAACCUUACUUAGUCGUUGGUUUCUGUCGGAACCAUGCAUGGUUACUUUGAGCAAUGAUCUGGAAGCACCUACGUUUUAUCAAACUUUGGCCGGGGUCACUCACUUGAAUGAGACUGACAUUAUUGAACUUGAAAAGCAGUACUGGAUAUUGAAAGGACAGUCAUGCACUGGCAAACUUGAUCUUGAAACGUUAGUUCCUCUUAUUAGUCCACCUAUACCAACUUCUGUGUGUCCUGGAGUAUUCGGAGCAUUUGAUGAAAACUGUGACUGCCACAUAGAUUUCAAGGAAAUGGCCUGUGGAAUUUCCGCUGCUUGCAGGGGCCCUCUCACUGAAAGACAAAAGUUUUGUUUUAAGGUAUUUGACACAGACAGAGAUGGAGUUUUGUCAGAAGCCGAGCUAAGGCACAUGAUUGAUGUAUUGCUGUUUGUUCAUCACGAGAAUAGGACUGCAGAUGAAUUAGCAGAGGAGCCUUGCGGACAAGUUGAUGUAACGACAAUUGUUUCUGAAAUUCGGGAGAAAACUGUGGGUGAUGGAGGAGUGACUGUUCAAGAGUAUCUCAUCUGGACAGUUGCAAAUCCACUUUCCGUGGAUUUUUUAAAUUUGAUUUUUCAGGUGUGCCAUGUUGUUUUCGGCCUGCGACCCGUGACCCGUGAGGAGGAAAGCCUUAUUGUGAAAGGUUGGUUAGAAAGAGAAGAAAGAAGAGGUUAUCUUGUUGGCCAAUUUUGGUACCUGAUUGCCAUGGAUUGGUGGCAAAUAUGGCUGAACUAUGUUUCCUACACGAAGAGCCAAAAUGAUAAAUCAGAGUCAGAUGUUAUGCCUGGAAAAGCUACAAGUUGUUUUGAGCGGAAUAUAACUGUUCCUAAGAAGCAAAAUUCAAGUUCAUUUUCACUGUCAGGCCAGGAAUGUUACAGGCUGUCAAGCAAUGUAAGUCCUAGCCACUCACCUCAGCAAGGAAGGAAGACUAUGUCUGCUCCACCACCCAGCCCUGGCCCUAUAGAUAACUCUGGACUUGUUAUGACUCCAAGCUACAAGGUAACCCCAUUAACAGGCGAAGGUGGCAAACUCAAGAGAAACUUGGUUUUAGUUCGGGGUCGUGACUUUGAGUUGGUUCCUGAAUCUUUGUGGAAAGCACUGUUUCAUUGGUACGGGGGAACACCAGCAUUGCCAAGACAGGUUAUUCUUCCAAAAAACAGCUCUCUACCAGAAUUGGAACUCUAUCCUGUAACUUUGAGACUCUUGCGACAUCAAGUGCUGCCAACGUAUACUCCUCAAACAAGUUGGUCUAGCAUGGUGGGAGGUUAUGGAACUUCUUCACUCAAUUCUACUGGUUACCCAUUGGUAUCAAGCAUGCCCAUUCCUCCAAAAAGGUAUCUUGCAUAUGUGGCUACAUUCAGUCGACUGGCAACCAUUAAUCAAGUGUUUGAAUUUUUGUGUGCACGACUUAAGAUACACGGAGAAGAUAUGAGAUUGUGGCAUAUAAUUGAAGACUUGAACAUGGUUUUGAUUGAAGAUGGCAAUAGCACCAUUGAAGAUUUUGGUAUUAUGGAUGAUGAUCAGUUACUGAUUGAAGUAAGAAAUAAAGAUCUAACAUGGCCAGAAGAAAUGAGCUCUCUAGCAACACAGUUCCACGACAAAUGUAAACAAGUUACAGUUGAGAAAGGUGCGACAGGCCUGAACAAUUUGGGCAACACUUGUUUUAUGAAUGCUGCGCUGCAAUGUGUCAGCAACACACGAGCCCUCACUGAGUACUUCAUAAAAAAUAUACACCAUUAUGAGCUGAACAGGACAAACUCUUUGGGAAUGAAAGGGCAUAUAGCAAAACGUUAUGGUGAGCUUAUUCAGGAGCUGUGGAGUGGUAACUACAAAACAGUAGCACCAUUGAAGCUUAGGUGGACAAUUGCCAAAUAUGCACCAAGGUUCAAUGGAUUUCAGCAGCAUGAUUCUCAAGAAUUCCUUGCAUUCUUGUUGGAUGGCCUCCAUGAAGAUCUUAACCGUGUGCAUGAUAAGCCUUACAUAGAGUUGAAUGACAGCGAUGGCCGUGAAGAUGAAGUUGUUGCUAGAGAGGCAUGGGAAAGUCAUGUUCUGCGCAACAAGUCCAUUAUAGUUGACCUCUUCCAUGGCCAACUCAAGUCUAAAGUUACAUGCAAAGUGUGUGGGCAUGAGAGUGUUUGCUUCGACCCGUUCAACUACCUUUCGCUACCUCUGCCAAUGGAGAGCUACAUACAUGUUCACGUCAUAGUCAUCCGUCUUGAUGGUUCAGUUCCUGUGAAGUAUGGAUUGCGACUCAACGUGGAUGAAAACCACAGAAUGCUAAAGAAUGCUUUGUCGGCACUUUGUGGCAUCCCAGUUCACCAACUUUGCAUUGCAGAAGUAUCAGGAGCACAGAUUAAGAGCAUACCACAGGAUGGACAUAAAGUUAGAAUUAUGAAUGGGGGCUGCCUCUAUGCAUAUGAACUUCCUGAUACUGGCUCUUCAUUUUGUGGAGAAGACCAUAGUGGUCUGCAUUUCCAGAAGGAAGCACAAACAUUCACUGCAAUUCAGCGAUCAGUUCAGCCAAAGUGUAGUACACCGCUUGUUUGUGGUAACAGCAAUGGUGUACUGCCUGCAAAUGAAAAUGUUCUUAUGAAUGGUGUUAAAUUUCCAAAUGAACAAGUUAAAUCUUUAUCUUCAGCUCUCCUUAGGAACAACGUAAAAAAUGUGGAGAUGAGUACUAUCACCGUGCCAGUUAUGGAAAACUGCCACUCGCCACCAGGUUUGGAAGGCGUACCUUGCAUCCAACUGUCUCACUCAAGUGCUAACAGUAGCUCCAGUUCCAGUAUUCUGACAGGCCUGAGCGAUGUGGACACAUCGACAGGGCCCCGUGGGUUUAUAUUUGCUGUGCACAGGAAGAUGAUUCACCAGGAAUCAUAUUUUAUGUCGUCCCAAAAAACACAGCCGAGUUUGUUUGGUCUGCCGUUGAUAGUGCCAUGUAAUGAGCUGACGACGUGUCAGGAUCUCUAUCAUGCCGUGUGGGUGCAAGUUGCUCAUCUCAUGUCACCUUUGCCUCCAAAUGAAUCUGCUGCCCCAAAUCAUGCCCAAGACUGUGAUGACAGCCUUGGCUACGAGUUCCCGUUCAUUCUGAAAGCAGUGAACAAGAAUGGGACCCACUGUGUGUGGUGCCCCUUCUACAGGUUCUGCAGGGGUUGCCGCAUUGAGUGCAGCGAUACCGACUUCAAUUUUGGCUGUUGCUAUGUGGCUAUAGAUUGGGACCCAACAGCUUUGCAUCUUCGUUACCAGACUUCUCAGGAAAGAGUGUUUUUAGAACACGAGAGUGUGCGGUUAACACAAGAGCAGCAGGCAGAACCAAUUAACUUAGAUUACUGUCUGGAAACAUUUACCAAAGAAGAAGAUUUAGAUGAGAACGAAAAAUACUACUGUUCCAAGUGUCAAAAACAUCAGUUGGCAAGGAAGAAACUCCAAAUAUGGAAGCUCCCUCCAAUACUGAUUUUCCAUUUGAAGAGGUUUCAACUAUUAAAUGGAAAGUGGGUAAAAUCCAGAAAAGUAGUAAAUUUUCCAUUUUGUAAUUUUGACCCAUCUGCGUACCUAGCUUCAGUUAAAAAAAAGAGUAAUGCUACUCAUUGUGAACAUGACCUUGGCCAACAUUGUAGAGAAAUACCUAAGAAAAUGGAGUCUGAUGAAACAUUUGAUAGAGACAGCCUUAUUCUGGAUUCCCACCAUCAUCACUCAAUAGAUGGGGCAGUUCCAUUGAAGUUGAAAUAUCAUCUAUAUGCUGUUGUGUCACAUUCAGGAAUGUUGGGAUGUGGGCAUUAUGUGUCCUAUGCAAGCAACUCUAAUGGAAAAUGGUAUUAUUACAAUGACAGCAGCUGCAAGGAAGUGAGAAGAUCUCAAAUUGAUACAGAUUCUGCAUAUAUGUUAUUCUACGAGCAAGAAGAUUUAGAUAUAAAUUUGUACAUGCCAGAUGUUUCAUGUAAGAGUCUAGACACUCAAAGUUUAGAUGAUGAUUUUGAAACAGAUUUAAAGAAAUUUUGUUCUGUUAUGUGAAUGUAAAAAAGUCAUUGUUAAUAGCUUGCAAUUAAUGUUCAUUAAAUGAACUUGUGCCAGGCAGUGAACCUGUAAAUAAUUUCAUUUUAGCAUUUUUUAUGUUUUUACAUUGAUCAUCAUCAUCAUCAUCAUCAUAGUGCAUUCCAUGUGCUGUAAAAAGUUUAGGCUGUAUCAUAGUUUACGAUACAGUAUAUCAGUCAUGUAAAUAUUUUGACCUGGUCAGUUUUUGUAAAUUUAAGAUAUAUACAUAUAUUUUAUUUUUUGUUAUUUGUUACACUCUAUGCCAAGCACCUUUCUUGCUAUCCAUUUCUGCCAUCAUCAACAUGUGUUGCCAGCUUUAAACACUUACCACUUAUUUUCAACUCUGUCUCCAAAUCAUUUAAAAUGCACUGAACACUUUUUUUUUUCUUUUCAUACUUCACAGGUCCAAUUUUCAUGGCUGCAAGACUUCUUGUUCCCUUUUGUGCUUUGUGUCUCUCGCCUCUUUGCUCUUCCACAGGAAGCCCUGGUAGGCUGUCCUCCUGAGGACUUCAAAGCUUAUGUGCAUGUUACGGAGGCAGGCUCCUGACUUCAAAGCUUAUGUGCAUGUUACGGAGGCAGGCUCCUGACUUCAAAGCUUAUGUGCAUGUUACGGAGGCAGGCUCCUGACUUCAAAGCUUAUGUGCAUGUUACGGAGGCAGGCGCCUGACUCAAAGCUUAUGUGCAUGUUACGGAGGCAGGCUCCUGACUCAAAGCUUAUGUGCAUGUUACGGAGGCAGGCUCCUGAAUGGGUUCUCUUACCUGUACCACUGAUGCUGCUGGUUCCGAAGCACACUCGGUGCCACAUUCUGCACUUCACAUGGCAGUGGUUCCCACCCAGCCCAUUCCAUGUCUCUAACUAUCAAGCACAGUCAGCAUUCAAGUUACCAGAGCCCACUAUAAUCCUAGAAGUCCUGUUGCCUUAAGCCUUCUGUGAUAACCAUGUAACAUAGAACCCUUCCUUCACCUUCUUUUAUGUUAAAUGAAAUCUACUAUGACUAAACUACUGUGCGUGUCGAAUUUAAAUGUGUGUUGUUAUAAAUUAUUUAAUAAUAUAAUCAAUCUGACAGUUCCCCAUUUUGUCACUCGAUUGUAUUCAGAGAAUGUCAUUUCUGUUGCCUUGUUUUUUAGUUUUAAUGUUAGAAACGGCAAUUUGAUUUUCCAUGAUCACAGAAUAUCUUUAAGACGACAUGAAACAUACAAGUGUUCAAUAAUCUUAGAUUUUAUUGGACUGCUAUACAAAUAAAUGUAUGGUUCUUUUCCAUAGUAAUUGUUAAAGAAUUUUUGUUGAAAACUACAUAGGCUUGUGUAGUAUUUUUGAGCUGAAAUGUAAUGUUUAAAAAGAAAAUUGAUAAAAAUUCUUGACUUGACAACGUAAGAUACAUAGUUUAAAUGUAAUAUUUGUUGAUUACUGGCAUCACAAUAGUGUGUGAUAUAUGUGGUGUACAUGAUUUUGGUGCAAUAAAUGUUUUUGGUAUAGAC
Messenger RNA from Bacillus rossius redtenbacheri, 6259 nucleotides. RefSeq names its product ubiquitin carboxyl-terminal hydrolase 32 (gene Usp32). Gene Ontology annotation, cellular component: Golgi apparatus. The transcript is spliced from 30 exons. Gene Ontology annotation, molecular function: calcium ion binding; cysteine-type deubiquitinase activity. Bases 245 to 4759 code for a protein of 1504 amino acids. NCBI's taxonomy places the organism in Eukaryota, Metazoa, Arthropoda, Insecta, Phasmatodea, Bacillidae. The record is from RefSeq and is a predicted model, not a curated record. Gene Ontology annotation, biological process: protein deubiquitination.